AUGAAGUCGUUUUUGUGUAUUCUGCUAACAUCAUUAAUUUGGUAUACCAGUGGCACAAAGGACUUCUUUUAUGGGAGAAGAGUAGGCGGAAAUUUGCCUCCACCCGAUAAUGUUCCAAUUUCGAGAGCUAUAACCACUAAAUAUUUUGACCAAAUCUUGGACCAUUUCGAUCCCACCAAUCAACAAACAUUUAAACAGAAAUAUUUUGUAAAUGAAGAAUUUUCCAAUAAAGAGACCAGAAACGUAGCUUUCCUAUUUAUUGGUGGAGAAAGUCCUGCUUCAUUAAGUUGGAUGAGUUCUGGAUCUUGGAUUAAUUCAGCUACAGAAUACAAUGCUCUAUGUUUCAUGCUAGAACAUAGAUAUUAUGGUGAAAGUCAACCAUUCAAUGAACUAACUACAAAAAAUUUAAAGUAUUUAACCAGUCAACAAGCUAUAGAUGACUUAGCCACAUUUAUUGUAGCUAUGAAUAAAGAAUACGCUCUAGCAAAAGAUGUGAAAUGGAUAGUUUUUGGAGGUUCUUACGCUGGUUCUCUUGCUGCUUGGCUGAGACAAAAGUAUCCUCACCUGGUUCAAGGAGCGGUUGCUUCAAGCGGUCCUUUACUAGCUAUUGUAGAUUUUAAAGAAUACAUGAAAGUUGUUGCUGACGACUUAGUGAACCUGCAUAGUCAAAACUGCGCCAACACAGUACAAACCGCAUUUCAACAACUGGAAAAUAAUUUAGGAAACUCUACAAUUGAUUCUUUAUUUAAAUUUUGUACACCUUCAUCAAACAGUUUGAAUAAUACAAUGGAUAUCGCAAAUCUUUUUGAAGCAAUAGCUUACGGUUUUGCCUCAAUUGCACAGUACAACAGUCCAAGAACAGCAGUUACCAUUAAUUAUUUGUGUGAUUUGAUGACAAAAAACUCAAGUCAAACUGAAUUGGAGAAAUUAGCGGUUGUUUCUAAAAUAUGGUAUGGGAAUAGUUGUAUAGAUUACCUUCAUGUAAACAAUGUCAAAUAUUUACAAAAUUCUAUUUUAACUGGAGCUGCAGUCUCCAGUGGAAUGAGACAGUGGAUGUACCAAACUUGUACGGAAUUUGCUUUCUAUCAGACAUCCACGCAAAAUACACCAGUGUUUGGAACUCGAUUUCCGAUUGAAACAUUCGUUCAAUUAUGUGCCGAUGUUUAUGGAUCAGAGAUCGAUGCUGCUUACUUAGAUAGAGUUGUAGCAAGAACGAACAGAAUUUAUGGUGGCUACAACAUUAAACACACAAAUGUCGUACAUGUGCAUGGCAGUGUUGAUCCGUGGCAUCCUCUUGGUAUAUAUGAGACGACUGACGAAUCUGUUUCAGCUAUUUUAAUCAAUGGUACUUCGCACUGUUAUGACAUGUACGGGACCCACAUUAGUGACUCUGUUGAAUUAACAUCUGUGCGAAAAAUCGUGCAUGACUUAAUAGGAAGUUGGUUAACUGAACAGCCUGAUCCAGAACAUGACACCGCUAAUAUACUUAAUGUUAACAAGAGUUUCAUUUGCAGCGUACUUUUAAUUACAUUACUAUUUCAAGUGGUGAAUUUCUGAAUAAAGUGUGCU
This is a messenger RNA of Aethina tumida (small hive beetle), 1569 nucleotides long. Its product is annotated as putative serine protease K12H4.7. NCBI's taxonomy places the organism in Eukaryota, Metazoa, Arthropoda, Insecta, Coleoptera, Nitidulidae. The record is from RefSeq and is a predicted model, not a curated record. Gene Ontology annotation, molecular function: serine-type exopeptidase activity; dipeptidyl-peptidase activity. The coding region runs from base 1 to 1557 and encodes 518 amino acids. Gene Ontology annotation, biological process: proteolysis. The transcript is spliced from 6 exons.